Phyllopteryx taeniolatus (common seadragon) is the source of this 5205-nucleotide messenger RNA. Its product is annotated as oxysterol-binding protein 1-like. Gene Ontology annotation, cellular component: membrane; intracellular membrane-bounded organelle; cytosol. NCBI's taxonomy places the organism in Eukaryota, Metazoa, Chordata, Actinopteri, Syngnathiformes, Syngnathidae. The transcript has 22 exons. Bases 829 to 3267 code for a protein of 812 amino acids. The record is from RefSeq and is a predicted model, not a curated record. Gene Ontology annotation, molecular function: sterol binding.
UGGUGGCAUUUGACAUUUGUUCCCAUCUAUCCAUUUUCUUCCACUUACUCGGGAUCAGUUUGCAGGGGCAGCAGGUGACGCAGGGGUGCCCAGACUUCUCUCUCCCUAGCCACUUCAUCAAGCUCAUCCGGCUGGAUCCUGAGGUGUUCCCAGGCCAACCGGGAGACAUAGUCCGUCUACCGGGUCGUCCCCUCUCGGUGGGAUGUGCCCAGAACACCUCAUCGGGGAGGUGCCCAUCCUAACCAGAUGCCCGAGGCACCUCAUCUGGCUCCUCUCGAUGUUGAGGAGCAGGGGCUUGAUUCUGAGCCCCACCUGGAUGACCGAGUUUCUCACCCUAUCUCAAAGGGAAGAGGAAAACUGAUUUCGGCCACAUGUAUCCGCGAUCUUGUUCUUUCGGACACCACCUACAGCUCGUGACCAUAGAUUGAUAGAGUUUGCAUCACUGCACCAUUCUUCCGUCACUCGUAAACAAGACCCCUAGAUACUUGAACUCCACUUGGGGAGGAUCUCUUUCUUGACCCGGAGAGGGCACUCCACCCUUUUCCGACAGAGCACCAUGGUCUCAGAUAUGAAGUUAUAGAAGCGGGUGUCACAUGUCCGACGUGUUCGGCCGCUUUGGAUGACAACUUCCGGGCUAGCUAGCAAGCUUAGUGGCGGGCCAGAGUUUAAGGAGAUUUUCAUGCCUUAAAUUGGCUUCCUGCUCUUUUCAGGGUCGCGGUCGUGCCGGAGCCUAUCCGAGCUCUGUCUUCGGGCGAGAGGCAUGGUACACCCACAACUGGUCGCCAGGCAAUCGCAGAUGAUGACGUAUAUAUAAACGAGGCUGCUGUGAUGUCAUCAGAGUCCAAGCCCCCCGCUCCCACCCCGGGAGACAUGUACAAGGGCUGGCUCUUCAAGUGGACCAACUACAUUAAAGGUUACCAGAGACGCUGGUUCGUCCUCAGUCAUGGACUGCUCUCAUAUUAUCGGACCCAGGCCGAGAUGGGCCACACGUGUCGCGGCACCAUCAACCUGGCCACGGCCAACAUCGUCGUGGAGGACUCGUGCAACUUCGUCAUCUCCAAUGGGGGCGCCCAGACGUACCACCUGAAAGCGAGCUCGGAGGUGGAGCGCCAACGCUGGAUCACCGCCCUGGAGCUCGCCAAGGCAAAGGCUUUUCCCAUACAGGAUCUAUCCGAUGAGUCGGCGGAUGAAGCGUCUGAAGCCCCCCCUUCUUCGGGACAGGGGGCCGGCCGCAACAUUGAAAUCCAGUCUACGCUGCGCACGCUCAGCAACAAAGUGGAGGACCUUAACACCUGCAAUGACCUCAUUGUCAAGCAUGGAUCAGCACUGCAAAGAUCUUUGUCAGAACUGGAGGGCAUUCAUGCAGCAGUGGACAUGGGCGAGAAGAUCAGACAAGUCACAGAGAGGGCCACGCUCUUCCGAAUCACCUCCAACGCAAUGAUCAACGUGUGCCAAGACUUCCUGUCCAUGGCUCAGAACCACAGUAAGCGCUGGCAGAAGGCCUUGCAGCUGGAGAAAGCGCAGAGGAUUCGCUUGGAGGACACUCUGGAGCAGCUGGCCAAGCAGCACAACCACCUCGAGAGAGCUUUCAGGGGAGCCACCGUGCUUUUGCCGUCGUACAGCAACAUGGAUUUAGGUAGCAAAGGUGGAAUGUCGGGAAAGGGGGAUGCCAGCGACGAGGACGAUGACAACGAGUUCUUUGACGCCAUGGAGGACCCGGCAGAGUUCAUCACCAUCCCCGCUGACCCAAAAUAUCACAGGAGAUCUGACAGCAGCGUGAGCAGGCUGAGCAAUGAGACCGGCAUGGACGAUCAGUCGGUAAAUUUUGAUGAGCUGUCACUGGCAUCCAGUCUCGAGUCCCCACAGCCCCUGGAGCUGGAGCCUGUCAGGCAACGACGGACACGCAUCGCAGAAAAGCCCAACUACUACCUCAACCUGUGGAGCAUCAUGAAAAACUGCAUCGGCAAGGAGCUCUCCAAGAUACCGAUGCCCGUGAACUUUAACGAGCCCCUGUCAAUGCUGCAACGCCUGUCCGAGGACCUGGAGUACUACGAGCUGCUGGACAGGGCGGCCAAGUGUCAGAGCUCCCUGGAGCAGAUGUGCUACGUGGCCGCCUUCACCGUGUCGUCCUACUCCACCACCGUCCACCGCACCGGCAAGCCCUUCAACCCUCUGCUGGGGGAAACCUUCGAGCUGGAUCGCCUGCGAGAGUGUGGCUACCGCUCUCUUUGCGAGCAGGUGAGCCACCACCCGCCUGCAGCAGCCCACCAUGCCAUCUCUGAAAAAGGCUGGACGCUCAGACAAGAAAUCACCUUAGCCAGCAAGUUCCGAGGAAAAUAUUUGUCAAUCAUCCCCUUGGGUUCAAUCCAGUGCAUAUUUGACAAGAGCGGCAACCAUUACUCCUGGAAGAAAGUGACCACCACAGUGCACAAUAUUAUUGUGGGCAAGUUAUGGAUUGAUCAGUCAGGGGAGAUCGAUGUGGUCAACCACAAGACAGGCGAUCGAUGCCACCUUAAAUUCACUCCCUACAGUUACUUCUCCCGAGAUGUGCCGAGAAAGGUGACGGGCGUGGUGAUGGACAAAGACGGAAAGGCGCAUUACGUGCUGUCGGGAACGUGGGACGAGAAGAUGGAAUUCUCUAGGAUCAUGCAGAGCAGCAAGAGCGAGAACGGCGCUGAGGGCAAACAGAGGACUGUCUACCAGACCCUCAAACCCAAGGAAAUAUGGAGGAAGAACCCCUUACCAGAGGGCGCAGAGAGCAUGUACUACUUCUCCACACUGGCGCUGACCCUCAACGAACCCGAGGAGGGCGUGGCACCGACGGACAGCCGGUGGCGGCCCGACCAGCGUCUGAUGGAGGAGGGCCACUGGGACGAGGCCAAUGCCGAGAAGCAGCGGUUGGAGGAGAAGCAGCGCACGGCUCGUCGGGAAAGGGAGAGGGAGGUCAUCAAAGCAGCCAACACGCCUGAGGAAGCUGACGCUGACAAGAUUGGAACGGAAGCGAGUGAGGUUUCAGAUGAAACUGACAUAGAGGACUCUCCUAACGCUCGCACUCAUCCUCCUCGUCCUGUCACAUCCCAAGACAGUGAAAGUUCUUGUGGUGCUACAGCCAAAACUGCCCAUCCAGACAGAUACCAGGCACAGUGGUUCGAGAAGGUGGACGACACCACGUCAGGAGAGACCUUACACGUCUACAAGGGAGGCUACUGGGAGACCAAGGACAGCGGCGGCGGCUGGGACGUCUGCCCUGACAUCUUCGGACCAUAGGCUAGAAAAUAAGAACAAAAUGAAAGCCAGAUAGAGAUGGCACCAGAAUUUGGUUUUGGUUUGUUUUUUUCCAACUACACAAGAAUAUAGUCAGAAGAAUACAUUUGUCAUAUUAGAAAAAAUAAUAAUCAUCUGAUAAGAAAAGUAAUUUUACAAGGGAAAAAAAAAUCUGAAUUGUUGAGAAACUUUAUCAUGGAAUUAGAAUGUCCUAAAGUUACGAGAAAAAUAUUCAAUGUUCAAGAAAACAUAUUACAAAGAAAAAAUGUCCUCAUUUUAUGAGAAAACAAUUUAAUAUUGUAAGAAUACAAUUUUUGUUUUUUAUAUUACAAAAAGAAAAAAUAUGUAAGAAAAAAGUAAUAGUUUAUUUUUUUUUAAAUAUGAGAAAAAAAUGUACUUUUGUGAGAAUAAAGUUUCACUUUUAAAAGUAAAAGUGUUAAUAUUACACAAUUUAAUAGUAAAUUUGCGAGAAUAAAGUUACGAUUUUACAGGUAAAAAUGUUAAUAUUGCAGGACAAUGCUGUAAUAUGAGAAUAAAGUCAACAUUUUAUAAGGUUUGAAUUUUACAAGGUUGUAAUAUGAGAAUGAAGUUUUUACAAGUAAAAAAAUGUAUUACAAAAAAUGUUCUAAGUUUAGAGAAAGUAACAUUUUUAAAAUUACAUGGGGAAAAAAAUAAGGUGAUAGUAAUAUUACAACAAAAAGUUGUAAUGUUAUGUGAAUAAAGUGUUGAUUUUACAAUCUUUUUUUACGGUGGUCAACCUCAUCCAUCCAUUUUCUGUCGCGCUUCUCCUCACGCGGGUCGCGGGCGUGCUGGAGCCUAUCCCAGGUAUCAUCGGGCAGGAGGCGGGGUACACCCCGAACUGGUCGCCAGCCAAUCGCAGGGCACAUACAAACAAACAACCAUCCGCACUCACAUUCGCAAUUUAGUGUUGUCAAUUAACCUAGCAUGCAUGUUUUUGGGAUGUGGGAGGAAACCCACGCAAGCACGGGGAGAACAUGCAAACGCCACACAGGCGGGGCCGGGGAUUGAACCCCGGUCCUCAGAACUGUGAGGCAGACGCUCUAACCUAGUCGUCCACCUAGUCAAGCUCAGUGAACGAUAUUAUAAGAAGAAAAUCUAAAAUAUACAAAUAUGAGAAUAAAUUUAUGGCAUACUUUCAGAAAGAGAAAACACAAAAUCUAAUCCUACCAUGGGAAGAAAUCCAAAUUUUGCGAGAGAAAAGUCGCAAUUUGAUGAGGAAUAAAAACAUUUUUUAUGAAAAUAAGUUUGUAACUUGACAGGAAAAAACGUUGAUGUUAACAUGCUGUGACAUUAUGCAAUGGCUGCCAAAACCAUUUUUCCCAUUGGAAAUAAUGUAAAGUCAAUUCCUGUGUUCAGGAAUCAGUCUAUCACCAUCCUAAAAACCUUCAGAGGCAAGACUUUCAUCUAAAAAGUCGAACACUGUAUAAUAAAAGUCAAAUAAGAGGAAAAUGUACGCUUUUGUACAGUAUAUGCUUUGUUACAAACUGAAGGACUGUGCAGUGGAUGCAUUUAUUUUCCUGCAUUUAUUGAAGUGUACUUACUUUCUGUUUCUAAUGUGAACAAUAUACAUUUGGUGUGAAAUACUGAUUGCCCUUUUUUACAUAGUGUCGUAUAUCCUUUAUUUAUUUUGUUCCAUAUACAGUGGCUCCUUGACAAGUUUCAGUAAAACGUCGGCCCAAUGACGGCUUGUAUCGAAAAACUCCCGUUGGCUCGCUCGUAUCUCAGGGCGCCACUGUUUAGAGCCUAUGCACCCCCUCUUCUCCCAAUCAUGUUUGAGUUAACUGAUUAAUUCUGUUUGUUUUUCUAAUUUCUUCUGUCAUUUCUACACCCAAAAUAUACAUGUAUAUACUUACUGUAUGUAAAAUAUUUUUUAACAGGAUACACUUUCUGGUUUAAUUAAAUUUGUGAUUAUCCACUCCA